This is a messenger RNA of Suillus bovinus, 1636 nucleotides long. RefSeq lists its product as uncharacterized. The record is from RefSeq and is a predicted model, not a curated record. The transcript is spliced from 3 exons. Bases 55 to 1272 code for a protein of 405 amino acids. NCBI's taxonomy places the organism in Eukaryota, Fungi, Basidiomycota, Agaricomycetes, Boletales, Suillaceae.
GUUUGUGCUCACAUAAAUGUUGCACAAUCUAUUCGCAAAUAGCUUAGAUUUACUAUGAUUCAAUCAGACUCAUUUCAUCCACAACCUUCUCCACCACGAACAUUCUUUUGUUGUUGGGACUGGUGUAGACUCACCUUCUCAACCGUUGACGAGCUUGCUUCCCAUGUCAGGCAUGAUCAUAUCUGGCAACUUCAGCCAAUGAGCAAAAAGGAAAUUGUGCGCAUGAGAAAGCAGGAUGCAGCGGAUGCUCAAAGCAUGUCCGAGACGUCGGGCAGCUCGCUGCCAGUGCCCUUUUCUAAUAACUCAUCAAAUGUCAACUCUACGAAUCAGGGCUCUUCGGGUUCUCAGCCAGUCACCUCAUCGCGAGCACCAUCGCGAAUCCUAAGCCCAACUUCUGUGACGCCUCCUAUCUCCCAUCAAUCAACUUCGUUUCCCCCGCAGGAGAAAAGACCGCCACUGCCUGCAGCGCACAGGGUCGAUUUACAUCAGCCUUCUGCUGCCCUGCAGGCCACUCCUGCGAGAGGACGCGAUUUCCCAUCUUUUGCUCAGCUGUCAUCACCAGCUGACACCUCAUCUAACACCUCAUCUAUCGUGUCUCUUCCGCAAUCACCAGACCUCAGCACGCUCUCAUUUCGCCCUAAUCUUACAGCUCAAAUUGACUCUUUUGAUCGGCGACACAGUAGACUUAGUGAGAUUGCUCAGGCACACGCUAAUAUGUCUCUGCAUCAUUCUCGCACUGAUUCAUCAAGCUCAUCGCAAGAUGCUGUAGAGCGACAGCUCCUACGGGAGGAUGCCGCGGACGUCAGUAUCCAGAGCAUCCAAGCUCCAGAGACGGUUCACAACGGUGCAGCAGAAGGUGCAGCAUUGUCCACCUCAGAUGAUCCAACCACCAAUGUUGCGGGCAUGACUGUGGACAUGGCUGACGCUGAUCUCCAGUGGCCCGAAUCUGAACCCGAACACACUCCUGCUACCCGAUCUCGGCAGCUCUCUCCGCCGGCCGAGAGGGAGGACGUUGAACGCAUAGAAUAUCGCAGCUCUCCCGUUGUGACUCAACGUGAUAGAGCAAGAUACUUCCGUUCUGGAACGCUCCGUAUUUCGCCAUUGCCCAAUGGCACCACACAAGAAUCAGCAUUUGGGCCUUCCCAUCUGUCGCAGGAGUCUCAAAUGACUUCUAAUUCGAACCUUUCGCAGGAUUCUGCCCAAUCCUAUUCCCUAGUGCUUCAGACGCAAGCACCAUACCAGGGCCAGUCAUACGGUCUUUCACAAUGUUGAGGUGUAUCGCGUGGUUUUCUAAACACCAUCCUUCCAGUUCAUAUAGUGCUCACUUUGGUUUGGACUUGUUGCAAGUGUACCAUCGUUGUAUAACUAAUUUUUACAAUCUGAGUGCUUAAGCUCAGAUAAUGGUAGCUCAGAAUUGUGUCCACCACAAAGGACCGUCCAUUGCAGAAUCAUUCUAUGCAGUGCUGUAUCUGCGUUCGUAUACUAGAAUUAAUCAUGCCGUUCCAGGCAACUGCAAGCAUAGCUACCCCAAGGCGGUGAUUAGAACAAGAAUAGCACACAGCACUAGUACUAUUGAGCAACCUCGUCCGAUCUCGGACUCCGUGUCUGAUUUGACUCGACGUGGGAUAUAUUCAUC